Molecule: messenger RNA, 1370 nt
Organism: Colossoma macropomum (tambaqui)
Lineage: Eukaryota; Metazoa; Chordata; Actinopteri; Characiformes; Serrasalmidae
Exons: 2
Coding region: 1-1140 (379 amino acids)
Source: RefSeq, a predicted model, not a curated record
AUGAGGAGUGGGGUUAAUGAGGUUGAUCAACAUGAGGUGGACAAGCAUGAUGAGGAAGCUGGUGAUGAGAAUGAUGAGGGGAUUUAUGAGGUUGAUCAGGAUGAGGUUCAUGAGGGUGAGGUUGAUGAUGAGAACCAUGAGGAGGAUGUUAAUGAGGUUGAUCAGGAUGAGGUUGAUAAGGAUGAAGUUGGUGAUGAGAAUGAUGAGGGGGUUAAUGAAGUUGAUCAGGAUGAGGUUGAUGAGGAUCAGGAAGUUGAUGGUGAUGGGAAUGAUGAGGAGGGUGUUAGUGAGGUUGAUGAGGAUGAGGUUGAUGGUGAUGAAAACGAUGAGGAGAGGGUUAAUGAGGUUGAUCAGGAUGAGGUUGAUGAGGAACUUGGUGAUGAGAAUAAUAAUGACGGGAUUAAUGAGGGUAAUGAAGAUGAUGAAGUUGGUGAUGAAAAUGAGGAGGGGGUUAAUGAGGUUGAUUUGGAUGAGGUUGAUGAUGAAGUUGAUGGUGAAGAGAAUGACGAGAAGGGGGUUAGUGAGGUUGAUCAGGAUGAGGUUGAUGGUGAUAAGAAUGAUGAGGAGGGGGUUAGUGAGGUUGAUCAGGAUGAGGUUGAUGGUGAUAAGAAUGAUGAGGAGGGGGUUAGUGAGGUUGAUCAGGAUGAGGUUGAUGGUGAUAAGAAUGAUGAGAAGGGGGUUAGUGAGGUUGAUCAGGAUGAGGUUGAUGGUGAUAAGAAUGAUGAGGAGGGGGUUAGUGAGGUUGAUCAGGAUGAGGUUGAUGAUGAGGAAACUGAUGGCGAUGAGAACGAUGAGGAGGGGGUUAAUGAGGUUGAUCAGGAUGAUGCGAAUGAGAAUAAUAUUAACAUGAGGGUGAGGAUGAUGAGGUUGAUGGUGAGAAUAAUGAGCAUGAUGAAGCUUAGGAUGAGGUUGAUCAAGAGAAGGGUAAUGAGGAUGAAGACAGAGGUUGAUCAGCACGAGGGUGACGAGGUUGAUGAGGUUGAUGGUGAUGAGAAUAAGGAUGAACCUAACUGUGGUUUGGCUGAUAAAAUCAGACGAUAUUACAUUUUCACAAACUUUCCUGUCAUAUCUGAGCAGAAAUAUAUCAGCUGUUAUCGGUUUGCAGAAUCUUUACCUUUUUUUUUAAAUUGGUACCGUUGACCAUAUUCAUUUCAGUUGGGCGUUACUACUAAAUCUACAGGGCUACUCUGGUCUAAAUCUAAUUCAGACAACAUGGUGAACGCCACAAGGUCUCUCAGUUACCCUUAAGAAAACAACAUUAGGCUGAACGGGAACGACACACUAGCUCUGUUGGCAUUUUUGUCGAACCAGUUGAGGGAUUUAUCAUUCACUCAGAUUACUCCUCAGCCUUUCACGUAAACAUUAACUCC